GGGAUAGGUUUAUUGGGGAGGCGGAAGGUUUGAAUAGCCAGGCCCUGUGACUGUUGAUAUUCUUGCACUGUGGCUGUAACUUCGAUCCUCUCGGCCUAUCCAGUCUAGAAGCGGAAUCGUAGUCUGGUUAAUUAACUCCUUUCGUCAGAUUUCCUUUAAUUCUGCUCAAGUCUUCGCUUGUGACUGACUCCCCACCUUUGUUUUUCCUGAAGGUGAAUCUCUGGCUCCAAUCUGAGGAGGCCAUGUCUGCAGAAUUGAUUUCAUCUGCAGAAGAGGAUGUACAUCCUGGCUCAGGACCCAGUUUUAGGUCCAGUCAGAGGAAGAUAUUAAACCUGCUCUUGGAGAGAGACACUUCCUUUACCACCUGUCCAGAUCUCCCUAGAACUCCAGUGAACAAACUCUUUGGCGAUUCUGCAAACCUAAGUGUUUUGUCUGGAGGAACCCCAAAAUGUUGCCUUGAUCUUUCCAAUCUUAGCAGUGGUGGGGAGAUGUCUGCCAGUCAGCUUACCACUUCUGCAGACCUUGAUGAAACAGGCCACUUGGAAUCUAAAGGACCUCAGGACAUACAUUUAGCUGGGAUGAAUCAUCACCAGCACUUUACAAAAUGCAGCCCAGCACAGCUGCUUUGUAGCACUCCAAAUGUUUUGGACUGUGGCAACAGGAAGAAAGAUGCAGUAUGUAGCUCACCCACAAAUAAAGAAAAUAAGAAUAACACUUUGAAGUCCUCCGAGUGGUGGGCAUCCAGGAGCCUGAAGUUUCAAAAGACACCAGGGGAGCCUUACAUGUCUCCCCUUUCUCUACUGGACAAUGGAAAGUUGGUGGAAGGAGAAAUGAAGUAUCUGGGCAGUCCCAUUACUACACUUCAAAAAUUGGAUAAAAAUUCAGAACUAGAAGAACACCAGGCUGAGGAGAUUUCAAAUGAAUUGAUGGAGUUUUCUCUGGAAGAUCAAGAAGAGAUCAAGGCAUCUCUGAAUAGAAGCUCCUUGUAUCGCUCGCCUUCACUGCCAGAGACUCUGAACAGGCCAAGACUGAAUCAGGUGGUAAAAUUCAAGGACAAUCCCAUAGCGGAUAAAGUAAAACAGGAGUAUUGUUCUCACAACGAAGAAUUCAGGAAGGGCUUAGGUCUAAAGAAGGCAGUCUCUCUCUGUGACAUUAAUAUCACUCAGAUGCUGGAGGAAGAGUCUAACCAGGGGUCUCUGAUUGGUGAUUUCUCCAAGGUGUGUGUGCUGCCAACCGUGUCAGGGAGACACCAAGAUUUGAAGUACAUCAACCCAGAAACAGUGGCUGCCUUACUGUCAGGGAAGUUCCAGAGUCUGAUUGAGAAGUUUUAUAUCAUCGAUUGCCGCUAUCCAUAUGAGUACCAGGGAGGACACAUCCAGGGAGCCUUAAAUUUGUACAGUCAGGAAGAACUAUAUGACUUCUUUCUGAAGAAGCCUGUCAUGCCUCUGAACACCCAGAAAAGAAUAAUCAUCGUGUUCCACUGUGAAUUCUCCUCAGAAAGGGGUCCCCGAAUGUGCCGCUCUCUCAGAGAAGAGGACAGGGCUCUGAACCAGUAUCCUGCAUUGUACUACCCAGAGCUAUAUAUCCUUAAAGGGGGCUACAGAGACUUCUUUCCAGAAUAUACGGAACUGUGUGAACCACAGAGCUACUGCCCUAUGCAUCACCAAGACCACAAGGCUGAGCUGCUGAGGUGUCGAAGCCAGAGCAAAGCAUGGAAAGGGGAGCGGCAGCUGCAGGAGCAGAUUGCCUUACUGGUGAAGGAUGUGAGCCCAUGACAAUGGAUCAGUGGUUUGCUGCUUACAAGUCACCCAAAGACACUGUAGAAACCCUGAACAGAAAGAGCCAUGUUGAAUGUGGCAAAACCCAACAUUGUUAAAAGAUGGCUGCAAACCAACAGGCUGCCAAGAUAAUGAAAUUCUAGGUCUGGGGGUUGGUUUUAGCAAAACUGCUGGCUGUUGACUAAGUCCCGGAGCUGGCUUUAGAAGGCUGUAGCUUUGGGUUGGAUGGAGAUUUGUGUUGCUUCAGGAAGUGGUUACAUUCUCUUCCCAAUUAAGUGUUUCUUACAAGCCAGCCAGCUCUUUCUCUCCCUGGGUCUGUGCAAGGGAGUUGGGCAUCUUCUUUCUCUGUACUUUCCUUCUUUGUUUCCCUCUCUCUCUUUUUCUUAAAUGAGAAAAUAAACACUACAAAAUUAGA
This is a messenger RNA of Herpailurus yagouaroundi (jaguarundi), 2193 nucleotides long. It is a transcript of the gene CDC25C, whose product is annotated as cell division cycle 25C. Gene Ontology annotation, cellular component: cytoplasm; nucleus. Gene Ontology annotation, biological process: positive regulation of G2/M transition of mitotic cell cycle; positive regulation of G2/MI transition of meiotic cell cycle; G2/M transition of mitotic cell cycle. The transcript is spliced from 15 exons. The record is from RefSeq and is a predicted model, not a curated record. The coding region runs from base 243 to 1775 and encodes 510 amino acids. NCBI's taxonomy places the organism in Eukaryota, Metazoa, Chordata, Mammalia, Carnivora, Felidae. Gene Ontology annotation, molecular function: protein tyrosine phosphatase activity.